CGAACCGUUGUGAAGGGCGGACGUAUCGCGCGUCUUGCUGAACGUUCGUGUAAUAAAAUCUGGUUUUUAUGUGAGAUAUCUGUACGUCACUCCAGUGGUUUGCAACUUGAGCCGAGCGCGAGUGGUGCGUGAUAAUUUCACGAUUACGGGGAAAUGAAUCUUCGACCGCUGGCAUAAAGGUGAAACUUUAAUGAUGGCAGUGAACAGCCCUAGCGGGUAUCCUCCACUCUCUCCAAAGCCACUCACGCCCAAGAGUCCCCGUCACUUCGUAUUCCCUCAAAAGAGUCCUUCCAUUACAUCCAGCACUUCCUCUUCGGGUUACUAUACGCCACAAUCCGGAUGCAGUUACGACAAACAUGGCCCACCAAAGAGUCCAAUCGCUCACGGUCACCGCAGCCCAGCAAGUCCAAGGCACUUCCAUUUCCCUCAAGUCGCAGAAUCGCCCUCCGAACGCACGAGUCCCAGUCACUUCGACCGACCGCACCACGGGCUUCACUACACCACAUCUCUCAAACACAGCCGCCGCGAAAAGUCCAGAUCACCAAAGCCUCCUCCAGUGCAUAUCCACACUAACCCUGGCUACGUGUCUCCCAACAGAAUGAGGAAAUUAUAUGGUUCGACUUCCACAGUUAGCUCACCACGGCUGGUGACGUCUCCGAGCAUAAUAUCGAGUCACACGGAUGACUCUACGGAUGCAAUGCCCGGCACGCCGUCGGCUAUCGUCAAUGACGCAGACGACGAGGCCACUGAAACGUCUUCAAGGAUUUGUCGAAAGUCCACAUCAGACUUAACCGAUUUAACAGAGGACACGCCGCAGACUCGCUCUACGAGCAUCAGCAGACCAUGUUCACCGAUGCGGCGAGGUUCCAUGAAAGGGGGCUUAGCUUACCUGGCGAGUAGACGGGGAUCGCGGGAAUCGACUAUGUCGAACUGUGAUUCGGUGGAGGACAUUGGACCGCUUAACUUUCAAAACACAAUGCGUGGUCGGCAGAGGAGGACUUCCAAUUUCUUAGAAUUACCAGUCGUCGAGCACUCAAGGCCAAGGGUGUGCUCUUUACCCGAGAAGCCUUACAACCCUCGGCUGUCAGAUGACCUCUACAGACUCCGGACGUUCUCCAUCACCACCAAGGGCGGGGUUGUUAACUGCGGUGACUCCAUCUGCAACCGACGGAGCAGAUCCAAUACUUCCGUGAACUCUACUAAUAGCAGAGCAUCAGACAGAUCGCCAUUCGACGGGUCCUGUUGCUCGGGCUAUCGUCCUGUCGACUCCGCCAGUCUGGACACCCCCGACGAUGAUGAACUUGAUCCAAUUCCAAAAUACCGAGUUGUACUUUUGGGUGACUCAGGUGUCGGGAAAACUGCUCUGGUGUCUCAGUUCAUGACGUCAGAGUACAUGAACACGUAUGACGCGAGUCUGGAUGAUGAAUUUGGAGAAAAGUCAGUGUCGGUGCUGCUGGACGGUGAAGAAUCUGAACUCAUAUUUAUCGAUCACCCCAGCACAGAAAUGUCGGUGGAAAACUGCUUAUCGACUUACGAACCGCACGCCUGCGUGGUUGUUUACUCUGUGGUGGCCAAGAGCUCAUUUGUCAGGGCUAACGAACUAUUGUCCUACCUGGCGAGAGAGCAGUUCACUGUAGAGCGGACGGCGGUGCUUGUGGGGAACAAAGCCGACCUAGCUCGGGCCAGGCAGGUCUCUACUAAUGAGGGUAAGGCUUUGGCGACGUCAAAAGACAGCAAAUUUAUCGAGACCUCGUCUGGGAUACAGCACAACGUCGAUGAACUCUUGGUCGGCAUCUUAAAACAGAUAAGGCUGAAGGAAAGCCGAGAAAAGAAACAAGCAAAGAAGAGUGCCAAACAGGAAACCAAGCCUUCGAAGCUGGCAAGCUCUCGCACCCACAUCUCACUCAGCAUCGCACGGGAACUCCUCCAGAAAAUCUGCAUUAACGACAUAUCUAAAUCUAAGUCCUGCGAAAAUUUACACGUUCUAUAAACUCAUAUAAUAACUUGCAACUUCUUAUAACUUAUGUUAAAUGUCGUCUAUAAAACCUCUCCUUUCGUGUUACAAUAAAUGUUACAUUUUCAAGAUGUAAUAAAAGUAAUAAUCUAGUCAUAUUAUCUAUUAUGUAUGUAUCUUACUGGAUAGUUAAUGCAUUUAAUUGUUUAAUGUAACUGAAAUAUGAUAAUGUUAAUUCCAUUAACUGCAGCUCUAUAAUUAGAUGCUUUUAUCACCACUGACCAUCAUUGACCAUGCUACCCACUUUAUCGAGAUCGGUAUAAAGCCAGCCUCGGCAGCUUUAUACAGUUAUAUUUGCUACCUACAUGCGAUAAUCAAUAAGUAGAUUAUUUUUAGAAUUGUUUCGAAAAUAUUGACUUCCAUAGAAUGUUUUGAAGUUUGUACACCAAAUAAGGUACAGAUUUUGAUGUGAAACAUAUAUAGCCGUACGUAAAAUCGAUUUCUGGCGUGGCGACGCAUACCGUGGUGAAGCGUCGCUACGCUAUAUGAUGGUAUAUAUAUACAGUCUAUAUGCAGUAGUGUGUACGGUGUGGCGACGCGUCGCCAUGCGCACUCAACUGUGCGAUUCUCUCCGACUCGAUCCGCCGUUAAAGCCAUCUCUCUCGCUACACUGAGCUCAGAUACCUAUAGUAUAUACUCCGUAGUGUACGGUGUUGUUUAACUUUUACAAAAUAAUGUCGAUAUUUCACAUCUGCCAGGCUUCCCGUGACGGCUCACGUUUUUUUUUUUUAAAUGGUUAUACUUGCGCUACAAAUUAAUACAAUCCUUUCCGUUAUCUUAGAUGUUGUUGACAAAGAUCAAAGGGAGAGUACUUGAGAAUUUAACAUGUGUUCCUAUAAAGGGCAUAUUAUUGAAAUUGUUAAUGGUUGAUAAACGGGGAUACGCUGAGAAAAUUUAAGGGUGUUUAUACUCUUGUUAUAGAGAAAUUUGAGCAAGAUUUUCUCUUAGAUUUAAGUAGUUAUUUACUAAGUAGUAGUGAUUUCCCUGGUCGUUCCUAUUUUCUUACUCCUUAACCUGUGUGUGGUGUUAACUUUUAUUAGGUGCCGACUUUAGGAAUAUAAUAUUCUGCCUUAAAAUUGGACUGUAAAGGUAUUUCUGCGCACUGUUCUUUUUUAAAUUAAAGAAAAUAUAAUAUGAAGUUCCGGAAGAUAACUUUUUUCGUUUCAAACAAUAUACUCUUAAAAUUAAGCAAGGUGUGUUCUGUUUUUUAUGUACAUACAGUAAAGUACCUACCUGCCAAUUUAGAUAAUCCGCUUUUUUCAACAUGACAUUCAAGAAAAUAAAUUUUGUGGAUAUGAAUUGAACAACAAAUCGAAGCAAGCACAAACUACUAAACACAGAACGUCGUGGACUAUACAAAUAUUAUAGAGACGUGAAGGCAGGUUUUCUCGAUUAGUAUUUUACUGAUAUUGCUAUUUUACCCGGCUGCCGAAAGACGUUAAUGUUUCUCUCAUAGUUUUGGUACGCUCUAGUCCAGCCACUGACGAUCAAGUAAUCCCACAUACCUGCAGCGCUAACAGCCUCUAUGACCAUGACAUCAUGCCGAUCGCGACCAACACACGAUCAGUUUUAUCGGACGUCAAGCUGUUAGCGCUGCAGGUAUGUGAGAGUUCUUGAUCGUCAGUGGCUGACAUAAAGCGUUAAAAUUUCGUCACACGGCCGACGGGAUUAUGACGCGAUGCUGGCGUGACGUGAGUCCUCGUAACAUAGAACGUCACGCCGCACGCGUAUUCUCUACGUGACGUGUUCUUUAACACGUUGCCGUCCCGUCUGCUGUGUAUGUGAGAAAUCCCAGUCACAUUUUUAUUUUUUAAUUAAUUUAUUUUUCACUGUAUCCAUAAGUAUAUGAAGCAUCUAGUCUUCCAAGAAAUCCUUUAUUAAUUAAUUUUAUUAUACUCUUUCGUUGAUACCCUUUUCAGUAUGAUGGUUGUCAUAAUGUUGUUUUAGAUUGGUGAUGUAAUUUUAAUGAGAUUUUCAUUAAUUAAUAUUCUAUUAUAUGCCAUUUAACGUUUCCAAUUAUUCGCAUUACAAUUAUUAUUAAUAUAAAUGUAAUAAGUGUCAGUAUUAAGUAAAUAAAGCAAAAAUUACGCUUGGUACAACUUACCAGUUUACGAUUAAAAAUUAUAUGUAAGUCUACGUGUUAUUAUUAGAAAACUAACUAUAUUUUUCUAUGUAAAACUUUCUACGAUUUUUAUAUUGUACAAUCUGUUUUAUAUUUUAUCUGUGCCAUAAAGCAUAUAAAUCAUUGAAAUAAAAAUAUUGGGGUUAUUGAUAAAAACAAAUAACUUUUGAAAGAAAUUACAAUUUAAUUUCUCAUUUUGAAUAUCUUCAUUCAAAACAUUUAUUUAUUAACAUUCAAAUUAUUUAUUUAAUUCUACCAGAGAGUGCGAUCUCACUCGUAGCGUAUCGUAGUUCCCGUUCCCGUGGCAAUAGGGUAAUAUAAUAUAGCGCAUGAUACUUAAAAAUAACAUAGCUUUCUAUUGGUAAAAGAAUUUUAAAAAUUGGUUUAGUAGAUCCAGAGAUUACUCCCUACAACCUCACAAACUGUAUCUCUUUUUAUUGACGUGACAACGUCUUAUAAUUCGACGGAGCCGGUCGCACACUCAAAAAAUUAUGACGUCAUGCGUCGUUCCGUCGCUCUAGGGUUGCCAACUUUUUUACAAGAAAUAAAGUAUAUUCUCGUCUAUGAAGAUUAUUAAACAGUAUUUUAGAAAAAACGAAUAUUUUCUUUUGAAAAAUGCAACCAUUCCAUCAGUAUUUUCUUAUGACGUUUUCACGUUCAACUAUCGUCAGUAAACUGACUUUACAGACAACUGAUUUAUUUUUAGUAUAGAAGUACAGAUUAAUUUAUUUAAAAUGCAUUUUUUUUAUCCGUGCAUGUACCUACUUAUUAUAAAAACGUUCAGUAUCGCAAAUAAGCCCGUUUCCUCAACAUGGAACUGUUGAGGCUUUAUUUGAUUUUAUGGCACAGUUAAAGUAAUGUUAGAUUUUGUAUUUUCCUUCCUAUUUAUUGUAAAAUACAAUUCUCUUAACUCUCAUUAAGAACGCAGAGAAAAGUGGAUGUACAUGAUUUUACUUUUGUUUUUCCUUCUAUUGGUAAUAAUUUUGCUGCAAAACAUUGCAUUUUGGACAAUGUACAAAAUGUUCGUAAAAGUGAAAUUAGACAUCUACUUAUCAAAGUACCUAAUUAUUUAAAAACCACAAGGAAUAAUAUUCUUCAGGUGCUUAAGUAUCGAAACGAGAUCUCUCAUGUGGUUCUUGAUAUGUAAUUUUGAACGAUCUUUAUUUUUGGGUCUUAUUUAAUAUCGAUAAAAGAAAAUAGUCCAACAAUGGUAACCUAAAAAAUAAAUGUAAACUUGCUUGUUUGGUUUCACGUUAUAUACUCAUAAUAGCUGUGUUACAAGUAGAAUUUAGAAUCAGAAUUUCAAAUAUAUAUAUAUUAUCUCUCGAUUUUGUUCUGAAUAUAACAAUAACCUAAACUUUCUGAAUCAAUUAUUACGAUGUCUAUCAGCCUGUCUAACCGUACGUUACAUUAAAUCUGUUAUUUUUACGAUACUUUUGUGAACAGCCCCUAGUCUUUCAACGUUUUAUGAAAUUUAUAUGAAUGUUUAUUUCAUAAUUCUAUUUCCAACCGACUCCUAAUAUUUCAUAGUGUCUACAGCAUAAUAUUUAACAGUCUCCAUGUCAUCUGUUUCGAUCAGCAUUCUUCUUAUAAAAUAUUUUCUCUAUUGUCAAUUUACGUAACAUGGUAUGGUUUUCGUUUUAUUCCGCUGUAAUAAUAGAUUCUCUUUUACUUAGCCCUCAUUCGCACGAGAGUUUUUUUAUUGGACGUUAAAAAAGCGUUCAAAUGCAUUCCCAAGUAUAUGUUCACAUUUACACGACAGCGUUUUUAAAAUACGAUGCUUUUAUGGAGCAGUGUUGCAUUUUCAAUUUUUGGCGUUGGAAAUAGACCGUCAUUUAACUUUAUACUAUACAACAAAUUCAUUCCCAAGUAUAUUACGAGUAUGUUGACACGACAGCAUUUUAAAAAUACUACGCUUUUUAUCGAGCAGUGUUGCAUUUUCAAUUUUGGGCGUUGGAAAUAGACCCUCAUUUAAUUUCAUAAUACAAGAAAUGCAUUCACAUGUAUAUUACGAGUAUAUUGACACGGCAGCAUUUUUAAAACACGACGCUUUUUUACCGAGCAGUGUUGCAUUUUCAAAUUUGGGCGUUGGAAAUAGACCUUCAUUCAACUUUAUAUAUACGCUAGGCCCGCUAACGCUGGGUUUCAACGCAUCGCUUUUUCAUCUCUCGUGCGAAUGAGACCUUAUAGUUCCGAAUUCAGAUUGUCUGUCAGUUUCAGGCAAGUGUUUGCG
Molecule: messenger RNA, 6369 nt
Organism: Bicyclus anynana (squinting bush brown)
Lineage: Eukaryota; Metazoa; Arthropoda; Insecta; Lepidoptera; Nymphalidae
Exons: 9
Coding region: 191-1990 (599 amino acids)
Cellular component (GO): plasma membrane
Molecular function (GO): calcium channel regulator activity; GTP binding; GTPase activity
Source: RefSeq, a predicted model, not a curated record